AUGCCGGGACUUCUCAGUUUAAUCGUUCGCAAUGAUGCGAUGCGAUCCGAUCCGAAAGAGAUCUAUGGUUGGAGAGUCUACAUGCUCGCAUGCUCGGCAUGUUUUGGUGGUAUGCUCUUCGGUAUGGAAACUGGGAUUAUCGGGGGAGUCCUCACCAUGGAUCCCUUUAAAGACAAGUACGGCUUGCAAGGCCUCAGCGACGUAGCAGAGGCAAACCUGUCUGCCAAUAUUGUAUCCACACUGCAAGCAGGGUGUUUCUUUGGUGCUCUCAUUGCCUCUCCAGUGGCCGAGAAAUGGGGAAGGAAAUUCUGUCUAAUACUGGCAUCUAUCCUCGCCAUCAUUGGUGUCGUCAUGCAGGUUGCAGCCAGCGGUCAUUUGGAGGCUAUGUACGUUGGAAGGCUGAUUAACGGGUUUGGGGUCGGUUUUGCCUCAAUGGUCAACCCACUAUACGUUUCGGAGAAUGCCCCCAGAGCUAUUCGCGGCAUGUUGACGGGGUUAUAUCAACUUUUUAUCACCACAGGAAUCAUGCUUGCUUUUUGGAUCAAUUAUGGUUCAUUGCUUCAUAUUAAGGGCGCUGCCAUGUACCUGGUUCCCUUGGUAAUGCAGGCUCUACCGGCACUUCUUCUGUUAUUGGGCAUGCUAUUAUGCAAUGAGUCCCCUCGUUGGCUGGCGAAGCAAGACCGCUGGGAAGAUGCCAGGGCCACUCUGUCUAGAGUACGAAGUCUACCUUCUACUCACCCCUAUGUCGAGAACGAGUUCCAGGAUAUCGUCAACCAGCUUGAACUAGAGCGUCAGAUUGUCGGUGGCUCCGGUUUCUGGGAUCUGAUGAAGGAGAUGUGGGUGAUUCCUGGAAACAGGAAGCGAGCGAUGAUUAGUGUCUUCCUGAUGGUCUGCCAGCAGAUGACGGGAACCAACGCAAUCAACUACUACGCUCCUCAAAUUUUCAAGAACCUAGGCGUCACCGGCAAUGCAACCAACCUAUUUGCCACAGGUGUCUACGGUAUCGUCAAGAUGGUCGGCUGUGGCAUAUUUUUGGUCUUCGUUGCCGACUCCCUCGGACGACGACGAUCCCUCCUCUGGACCUCCGUUGCCCAGGGUCUUGCCAUGCUCUAUAUCGGUCUCUAUGUCCGUAUAGCCCCUCCCGUGGAAGGCCAGCCCGUCAUUCCUGCUGGAUACGUCGCCCUCGUUUGUAUUUUCCUCUUCGCUGCCUUCUUCCAAUUCGGCUGGGGUCCCGUGUGCUGGAUCUAUGUCGCCGAGAUCCCUACGGCUCGUCUAAGGUCUCUCAAUGUCUCGUUCGCAGCGGCUACACAAUGGCUUUUCAACUUUGUAGUGGCUAGAGCAGUCCCAAAUAUGCUGGCCACGGUUGGUGCGAAUGGAUAUGGAACUUAUAUAAUAUUUUCCUGUUUCUGCUUUUCCAUGGGAGUGUUUGUGUGGUUUUUCAUCCCAGAAACAAAAGGCCUCUCUCUUGAGAAAAUGGACGAGCUUUUUGGUAUUACUGCACCUGUCAAUGGCAAAUCAACCGACACAAAGAGGGUCUCGACUGAAGAUGAUAUCAAGAGCAAUGCUGCUACAGAGACUAGGGUAGAGAGUGUGUAA
Molecule: messenger RNA, 1596 nt
Organism: Aspergillus wentii DTO 134E9
Lineage: Eukaryota; Fungi; Ascomycota; Eurotiomycetes; Eurotiales; Aspergillaceae
Product: sugar porter family MFS transporter
Exons: 6
Coding region: 1-1596 (531 amino acids)
Biological process (GO): carbohydrate transport; transmembrane transport
Cellular component (GO): membrane
Molecular function (GO): carbohydrate:proton symporter activity
Source: RefSeq, a predicted model, not a curated record